UUCGGUCGCAGUUGCCGAGCGAUUCUGUUAUUAGGCUUCCCAGCAUCGGACAUUCGACCAAACCGCUCUUAGUUACUCGUUGAUGCAUCGUAUUAACUCUUCACCUCUAACAUUGAGCAGCUUAAUCGAAUACGGUAUAGUAAAGCAAAAGUCCCUGAAGAUCGACAUAGAUCUAGAAAAGCAAGAAGAAGCCACAAAAGAACUGGAGCGUGACAUUCAAAUGUUCCUAACCAAAUUGGAGCUAUUGAAUAAAAAGAUAAGUAAAGCACGUCUACAGCAUGACACUAAAGAAAAUGAAUGCCAAUUGGAGCAUACUGAGCUGGUUCUAAAACUGAAGUUGGGUCUACGUUACUGGAACGCGCUGGCCAUACCAUAUCCCAUCACUCGUGCAACAUUCCCCACAAUUUGA
This is a messenger RNA of Anastrepha ludens (Mexican fruit fly), 409 nucleotides long. RefSeq lists its product as uncharacterized. The coding region runs from base 83 to 409 and encodes 108 amino acids. The record is from RefSeq and is a predicted model, not a curated record. The transcript has 3 exons. NCBI's taxonomy places the organism in Eukaryota, Metazoa, Arthropoda, Insecta, Diptera, Tephritidae.